This is a messenger RNA of Malassezia vespertilionis, 1650 nucleotides long. RefSeq lists its product as uncharacterized. Gene Ontology annotation, biological process: regulation of DNA double-strand break processing. Lineage: Eukaryota; Fungi; Basidiomycota; Malasseziomycetes; Malasseziales; Malasseziaceae. The transcript has a single exon. Gene Ontology annotation, molecular function: protein binding. Gene Ontology annotation, cellular component: site of double-strand break; nucleus. Bases 1 to 1650 code for a protein of 549 amino acids. The record is from RefSeq and is a predicted model, not a curated record.
AUGGACGAAGCAACGCUGCGGUCGAUGCUGCCUACGGGCUUUGGCGCGCAAGCUACGGACGCAGUUUCUCUAUCUGACUCCGAUUCCGACUCUGAGCGCGAGUAUUUGCCCACAGAGACGCAGGACGAGGAGCCCGUACCUGAAAAAUCGCCGUCGCCCAAGCCAACGCACGAUCCGAACGGUGGCAGGACUGCUGAGUUUGCAGGACUUCCGCUUGCGGAGCGUGUGGCACUACGUGAUCAUGCCAAGACUGUGUCAGCGCUAGCGAUUGACGUGUCCGGCACAAGGAUUGCAUCCGGCGCGCACGAUUAUCAAGUGCGGCUGUGGGACUUUGGUGGCAUGACCAGCGCCUUCCGUCCUUUUCGCAUGUUUGAACCGGCAGAAAACUACCCCGUCGUGGCCUUGGAUUUUUCGCCUGUAUCGCGUAAUUUGCUUUGUGUUAAUGCGACCACACAGCCGCGUGUGUACGACUUCCAAGGCGACCAGAUUGCCACGUACCGCAAAGGCGAUGUGUACAUGCGCGAUAUGAAACAUACUACGGGGCACGUAAGCGAAAUGUCCGCGGGAAUGUGGCAUCCAACCGAUGCUUAUACCUUUCUAACGGCAGGCACAGAUAGCACCGUGCGCAUUUGGGACGCCGAGCGCGAAGAAAGCCAGAAAUCGGUGCUCGUCGUGCGCUCCAAAGUGCGCGGCACAAAAACCAAGGUCACCACGGCGACGUAUACCCCCGACGCACGCAUAAUUCUUGCCGCAGGCCUGGACGGUGCACUGUACCUGUGGUCCACAAGCAGCAGUUUCGCCCGCCCCCAUGCCACAGUCGAGCAUGCAUGCGCGCCGGGCACUUGGACCUCGAGCAUUGCCGUAUCGCCCGAUAGCCGUUUUGCAGCGACGCGCGCGAAGGAUAGCGUGAAACUAUGGGAUCUGCGCAGUAUGCGGCAGCCGCUGGCGUCGCGUGAUGAUGUUCCAAGUGGCGACGACCAAGCAAACCUCGUCUAUUCUCCAGAUGGAAAGCAGCUGCUUGCCGGCACAGCAGCGGUGCCGAACGCGUCAUCCGACGAAGACAGCCUAGCGAGCAGCUUUGGACAAUUAGCGGUGUUUGACGCUGCUGAUCUAUCUGUCCAGCAUGUGCAUCACGCGGCAGAUUCAAGCAUUGUCCGUGUUGCAUGGCAGCCGCGGAUCAACCAAGUGCUUGCAUCGACACGCGACGGCGCCAUCCUUGUAUUCUAUGAUCCCGAAGCAUCGCAGCUUGGUGCGACGCUUGGCGUUGCGAAACGCGCGCGCGAUAAGUCCAAUCCUUUUGGCAUCGAUCUCAAAGAUGGGAUUGCACGCGAUAUCCCCAUCUUUAUUCCGGAAGAGGAAGAGAAUGAGUUUGAGGAAGUGCGGCCAAAGAAGCGGCCAUACGUGCCCGGGCCGCGCCCCGAACGUCCUCUGGAUGGCCAUGGCCGUGGCGGCCGUAUUGGAGUCGCAGCACAGCAGCACAUCGUCCAGGGCCUUAUGGAAGACGGAGGCAAAUUGCGCAUAGAAGAUCCGCGGGAGGCAUUGCUGAAAUACGCGGAAAAGGCAGAAAAAGACCCGCGGUGGACUUCUGUGUACGCCAAGACGCAGCCGAAACCUAUUUUUGCAAAAGAUACGGAGAAAAGCGAAGAAUAA